GCAGUGCUGCGGCUCCCCGGACUGUGCAGCUUCCUGGCGGCCGACUGAGUCACAAUGGCGACCUCACUGGGCUCCAACACCUACAACCGGCAGAACUGGGAGGAUGCGGAUUUUCCAAUUUUGUGUCAGACAUGUUUGGGGGAAAAUCCAUAUAUUAGGAUGACAAAAGAAAAAUAUGGCAAAGAGUGCAAGAUUUGUGCUCGUCCAUUUACAGUGUUCCGCUGGUGUCCUGGUGUACGUAUGCGCUUCAAGAAGACAGAGGUGUGCCAGACUUGUAGUAAGCUGAAGAAUGUCUGCCAGACCUGUCUUCUGGAUUUAGAAUAUGGAUUGCCUAUUCAAGUGCGAGAUGCCGGUGUGUCCCUUAAGGAUGACAUGCCAAGAUCGGAUGUAAAUAAAGAAUAUUACACACAGAAUAUGGAGCGAGAGAUUGGAAACUCUGAUGGAACGCGUGCAGUUGGUGCUCUUGGCAAAGCCACAUCUAGCAGUGACAUGCUGCUAAAACUUGCUCGUACCACUCCUUACUACAAGCGUAACCGGCCACACAUUUGUUCUUUCUGGGUGAAAGGAGAGUGCAAAAGAGGGGAGGAAUGUCCGUACAGGCAUGAAAAGCCUACUGAUCCAGAUGACCCCCUGGCAGAUCAGAAUAUUAAAGACCGUUACUAUGGUAUCAAUGAUCCUGUGGCAGACAAGCUCUUAAAAAGAGCAUCCACUAUGCCUCGUCUGGACCCUCCCGAAGACAAGAGCAUUACAACGUUAUAUGUUGGAGGGUUGGGUGACACAAUAAAUGAGGCAGAGCUCAGGAGUCACUUCUACCAGUUUGGUGAAAUACGAACGAUUACAGUUGUUCAGAGACAGCAAUGCGCCUUCAUUCAGUUUGCAACCAGACAAGCAUCUGAGAUGGCAGCAGAAAAGUCUUUCAACAAAUUAAUUGUUAAUGGAAGAAGGCUUAAUGUCAAAUGGGGAAGGUCUCAGGCAGCCCGAGGGAAAGAAAGAGAGCGGGAAGGCACCAGUGAUUCUGGACUGAAACUGGAGCCUGUCCCUGGUCUUCCUGGAGUUUUACCUCCCCCACCUACAGAAGAGGAAUCAUCUGCUAACUACUUCAAUCUCCCGCCUAAUGGUUCAACGACUUUGGUUAAUAUAGCCUUGCCUCCUCCACCUGGAAUUAGUGGCCCACCUCCAGGAUAUGGCCCACAUAUGUUUCCUUCCAUGGCUCCACCACCUUUUCUACGUGCCCCAGGGCACAUCCACUAUCCGUCUCAAGAUCCUCAAAGGAUGGGAGCACAUUCUGGCAGACAUAGUAGUGCUUGACUUUAGGAUAUACUUAACCCCAAUCAAGCAGAAUGGUGUUUGAAUGUGCAUACUCUCAUUUUAAGCAAAAGACUUUGUUUUAUCUUCACAAAGGCCACAGUUUGCCAAUGUAUUGCAGUUCCUAAUGGUAGCAAAAUGUUGCCUAAAACAGUGGACAAUGACUUAUAAACAGUCCUAUAAUACGGAACAGAAAUCAGUCUUCUGACUACAUUUUAUACCGGCUUGAUUAGUGGGUUUGUUUGGGGGGUUUUUGUUUUGUUUUUUUCUUUUUGUUAUGAAAACACUGUCAUCUCCAUAUUGUGAGAAAAAUAAAAAAAAAUCAUUCAAUUCAACCGUGUAUAUUAAGAUUCCAUUCCACAGCCUGGACUAAUUUUGUUAAACUACGUUACAAAAGCCCGAACUUAUGGACCUGGACUUAUAUUUUUAGGAUUAUUUUUUUUGUCUGCUAAAUGUUUAUUUCUUGUUCACAACAAUAUGAACAGGUGUAAAGCUAAAAUCGGCAAGUUCUUGUAUUGUCUAUGUCCACAGAAAUAUAAAACUUAAUUUGCCUUA
Pelobates fuscus (common spadefoot toad) is the source of this 1860-nucleotide messenger RNA. RefSeq names its product RNA binding motif protein 22 (gene RBM22). Gene Ontology annotation, molecular function: U6 snRNA binding; pre-mRNA binding; metal ion binding. The transcript has 11 exons. Gene Ontology annotation, cellular component: U2-type catalytic step 1 spliceosome; Prp19 complex; U2-type catalytic step 2 spliceosome. Lineage: Eukaryota; Metazoa; Chordata; Amphibia; Anura; Pelobatidae. Bases 55 to 1308 code for a protein of 417 amino acids. The record is from RefSeq and is a predicted model, not a curated record.